This is a messenger RNA of Pistacia vera, 555 nucleotides long. Its product is annotated as ras-related protein RABA1c-like. NCBI's taxonomy places the organism in Eukaryota, Viridiplantae, Streptophyta, Magnoliopsida, Sapindales, Anacardiaceae. The transcript has a single exon. Gene Ontology annotation, molecular function: GTPase activity; GTP binding. The record is from RefSeq and is a predicted model, not a curated record. Gene Ontology annotation, cellular component: endosome. The coding region runs from base 1 to 555 and encodes 184 amino acids.
AUGAAGCUCUUUGUUUUUGUUGUUAUGUUUACCUUGGUUUCAAUUGUUGAGUUUGACUUUGAAGUCAGUGUCUUCAUUGCCAAUCUCUGUCAUGUGAACUCAUCUCUUGGGUUUCACAGGUACCGUGCCAUUACCAGUGCUUACUACCGGGGAGCUGUUGGUGCCCUUCUGGUGUAUGAUGUCACCCGGCACUCUACUUUCGAAAAUGUAGAGAGGUGGUUAAGGGAGUUGAGAGAUCACACAGAUCCCAACAUUGUGGUCAUGCUCAUUGGUAAUAAAUCAGAUCUCCGCCAUCUUGUUGCUGUCUCAACUGAGGAUGGAAAAUCUUUUGCUGAAAAGGAAUCUCUCUUCUUCAUGGAAACAUCUGCCCUUGAGGCUACUAAUGUGGACAAUGCAUUUGCUGAAGUUCUGACUCAAAUCUAUCGUAUUGUGAGCAAGAAGGCUAUGGAGACUGGUGAUGAUGGAGCUGCAUCCGCUGUACCGUCGAAAGGUGAGAAAAUUGAUGUCAGUAAAGAUGUUUCUGCUGUGAAGAAAGGUGGCUGCUGCUCAAGCUAG